CCUCAAAGAGGCUGGGGGGGCCCUGCCAGGGUGCUUCAGGGUGGGGCAUGGGAGAGGAUCUGGUGUGCACCGGGAUGGAGGCAGUUUUUGUCCUGGGAUGGAGGCAGUUUUUGUCCUGGGAUGGAGGCGGUUUUGUCCUGGGAUGGAGAUGUUUGAGGUCUGAAUGUCCUCCUGGGCUGUAGCCAAGUUGUGUGCUCAGCCCAGGGGGGCUGCUGGUGGUGAUGGUGGUGGUGGUGGUCAUGCAGCACCCCAGGACCUGCCUUGUCACUUCCUUGGCAAGUGGUGCUUUGCUUGUCCUUGACACUUUGACAACCGGCCAGGAGCUGGGUUUGGCUCUGCCCUAGGGCUCCCUCUCCCCUCCUGUGCCCCCUGCACUGGUUCUGUCCCCGAGCACCUGCAGGGGCUGUGCCUGGCUGCUGGGUGCUGUGGGCGCCCAGGCCACAGUGCCUGCCCAGGGCGGAGUUAUGCUAAUGGUGCUCCACAUCCCUCGGCGCAGCCGGUGCCACUCGCCAUCCUCUUGUGCCCACGGGUGAUGUCGGCUCUGCCAUGGCCACCUGCCCCGAGCUGCAGCCUGGACAAGAGGCCAUGGGGUGUGGGGGGGUCCUGGCUACCCGAGAAGACCCUGAGGAGCAGCAGGGUGUUCAGGGGGAAGGUCCCUGUCCCCUGGAGUGCCAGGAGCUGGCUGCUGUCCCCAAGCCACAAGUUAUAAAGCAUUUCCUGAAGGAGGACUCGGAGGAGGCUGAGCUGACCCAGCUCCUGCGGGAUUGCCCACCGGCCGACAGCCCCAGGAAGGUGGAGCCCCUGGAGAGCCGGCGGGAGCCCAGCCACCCCCUCUGCGGUGUGGGCAGGGUCCCCCCUGAUGAAGCCGCUGACGAGAGGGACGCCCGGAUCUUCUCCCGGUCUCGACCCUCGGAUUUUCAGCAGCACAUCGCCGCCCCUCCGCCCCCCAGCCCCAACCGCCCACGGAGCCCCUGGGGGCAGCUGGACCCCUAUGACUCCUCUGAGGAUGACAAGGAGUACGUGGGCUUCGCCACGCUGCCCAACCAGGUCCAUCGGAAGUCGGUGAAGAAGGGCUUUGAUUUCACCCUCAUGGUAGCAGGGGAAUCUGGGCUGGGCAAGUCCACCCUGGUCAACAGCCUCUUCCUGACGGACAUGUACAGAGACCGCAAGCUGCUGAACGCUGAAGAGCGCAUCACACAAACAGUGGAGAUCACCAAACACGUGGUGGACAUCGAGGAGAAGGGUGUCAAGCUGCGCCUGACCAUCGUGGACACGCCAGGCUUCGGUGAUGCCGUCAACAACACUGAGUGUUGGAAGCCAGUGGCUGACUACAUCGACCAGCAGUUUGAGCAGUAUUUCCGCGAUGAAAGUGGCCUCAACCGGAAGAACAUCCAGGACAACCGUGUCCACUGCUGCAUCUACUUCAUCUCGCCCUUCGGCCACGGCCUCCGGCCCCUGGACGUGGAGUUCAUGAGAGCCCUGCACCAGCGGGUGAACAUCGUGCCAGUGCUGGCCAAGGCUGACACCCUGACCCCCACCGAGGUGGAGCGCAUGAAGAACAAGAUCCGGGAGGAGAUCGACCACUAUGGCAUCCGCAUCUACCAGUUCCCUGAGUGCGACUCGGAUGAGGAUGAGGAGUUCAAGCUGCAGGACCAGGCGCUGAAGGAGAGCAUCCCCUUUGCCAUCAUUGGCAGCAACACGGUUGUGGAGGCCAAAGGGCGGCGUGUCCGUGGGCGCCUCUACCCCUGGGGCAUCGUGGAAGUGGAGAACCCAUCCCACUGCGACUUCGUGAAGCUGCGGACGAUGCUGGUGAGGACUCACAUGCAGGACCUGAAGGACGUGACGCGGGAAACCCACUAUGAGAACUACCGCACGCAGUGCAUCCAGAGCAUGACCCGCAUGGUGGUGAAGGAGAGGAACCGCAAAAGGCGGCAUCCCUCCGCGCUGAGGCUGUGCUGCACCGACUGCUCCACCGACUGAGCCAGGAUCCGGCUGGGGCCACGCUGGGCCCCUGCCACCCUCCUCCCCCUGCUUGUCCCCCUGGCCCCUAUAUAAAGCACUUGCUGGUACCCAACGCUGUCUUGGUCCUUCUGUGCCCGCGCAAGGGCCAGGCAGCUGCUCUUGGGGAGAGCUGGCCCCGUGGCCACCCACCUGUUGCCCACACAAGUUGCCCUUGGGGUGCCGGCAACACCAGCAGUGCCGGGAGGAUGCCGUGUGCCGGUGGCACGGCCCUGGAUCACCCAGGCAAGGUGGGGUUGGGGGGACAUGUCACUGCUUGGUGGCACCAAGCUUUUCCCAGCCAAAGGCUGCCCAAGGGAAGGGCUGCAGGGCGGCACCCCCAUCCUGCUGCCCUCCCAGAGGAUGUGAUUUUGGGGUACAGGAGGCAGCGGUAGGCAGGCCUGCUGCCUUUUCUAGGAAGGCAGUUUUUUCUGGGCUGGUGAAGCUGCUUGCUCCGUUGUUGGUGCCUGGCUCAAGUCUUGUCUUGCUGUCAAGGAUGGAAGGAGCUUGAUGUGCCCCAUCCUGGGUUCCCCCGUGGCGAGGAGCCGUGACAACGGGCAGGGACUUCCAAAGCAGCUCAAAAUGUGUCCAAACCCAUCCCUUCCCGUGGCAUGCUGGCACAGCCCC
Messenger RNA from Athene cunicularia (burrowing owl), 2625 nucleotides. It is a transcript of the gene SEPTIN4, whose product is annotated as septin 4. The record is from RefSeq and is a predicted model, not a curated record. The transcript is spliced from 13 exons. Gene Ontology annotation, cellular component: cell division site; synaptic vesicle; septin ring. Lineage: Eukaryota; Metazoa; Chordata; Aves; Strigiformes; Strigidae. Gene Ontology annotation, biological process: regulation of exocytosis; cytoskeleton-dependent cytokinesis. Bases 547 to 1980 code for a protein of 477 amino acids. Gene Ontology annotation, molecular function: molecular adaptor activity; GTPase activity; GTP binding.